Messenger RNA from Blastomyces dermatitidis ER-3, 1191 nucleotides. Its product is annotated as tyrosyl-tRNA synthetase. NCBI's taxonomy places the organism in Eukaryota, Fungi, Ascomycota, Eurotiomycetes, Onygenales, Ajellomycetaceae. The record is from RefSeq and is a predicted model, not a curated record. Bases 1 to 1191 code for a protein of 396 amino acids. Gene Ontology annotation, biological process: tyrosyl-tRNA aminoacylation. The transcript is spliced from 3 exons. Gene Ontology annotation, molecular function: tyrosine-tRNA ligase activity; ATP binding.
AUGGCGAAAGAAUUAUCUCCCCAAGAGAAGGUCGAUUUGAUCUACCACAAUCUUCAAGAAGUCUUGAAGCCAGAGCUUAUUGAAGAUGUCAUCCUGCGACAGAACCGCCCAUUAAAGGUGUAUUUCGGUACCGCAACAACCGGCCGCCCACACUGCGGCUACUUCUGCCCCGUCGUAAAACUCGCCCACUUCCUCCGUGCAGGCUGCCAUGUCAAAAUCCUCCUCGCAGACAUCCACGGGUUCCUCGACAACCUCAAAGCGCCCAUCGACCUCGUCAACUUCCGCGCCAAAUACUACCGCUACGUCAUCACCGCCCUCCUCGAAGCCAUCCACGUCCCCAUCGACAAACUCGAGUUCGUCCUCGGCAGCGACUUCCAGCUCUCCCCCAAAUACACCAUGGACCUGUUCCGCCUUAGCAGCGUCGUGACCGAGCACGAUGCCAAGAAGGCCGGCGCGGAGGUCGUGAAGCAGGUUGACAACGCGCCGUUGUCCGGCCUGAUCUACCCGCUCAUGCAGGCGCUGGAUGAGGAGCACCUGGACGUCGACGCGCAGUUUGGCGGGGUCGAUCAGCGGAAGAUCUUCACGCUGGCGCUGGAGACUUUGCCGCGGAUUGGCUACAAGGAGCGCGCGCACCUAAUGAGCCCCAUGGUGCCUGGGCUGGCGGGCGGGAAGAUGUCGGCGUCGGAUCCGGAUUCUAAGAUUGACAUUCUGGACACGCCGGAGACGGUGAAGAAGAAGUUGAGGAAGGCGUUUGCGAUGCCGAGGGAGACGGAGGGGAAUGGGAUUAUUAGUUUUGUGGAGCAUGUGUUGUUCCCUGUUAGUGCGCUGGAGAGCGCGGAUGGGAAGGGGACCUUUGUGGUCGAGAGGACGGAGGAGGAGAGCGGUCAGGUUGUUUACGGGGAUAUUGAGGAGGUGAAGAAGGAUUAUCGCGCGGAUAGGUUAACCCCCCAACUCCUCAAAGCCGCCGUAACAACCGCGCUCAACAAACUCCUCGCACCCGUCCAGGCCGCCUUCCAAGCUAACCCGGACUGGCAAGAGAUCGAGAAGAAGGCAUAUCCACCCCCACCGGAGCCGGAAAAGAAAAAGAAGAAACCCAAGGAUAAGGGAAGCAGAUACCCCGGCGGCGGCGCUGCUGCGCCAAAACAGGAUGUUGAUGGUGUCGAGGAGAAGCUGGAGAAGUUGGCGGUUUAA